This is a messenger RNA of Symbiodinium natans, 2481 nucleotides long. The record is from the annotation of a GenBank genome assembly. Lineage: Eukaryota; Dinophyceae; Suessiales; Symbiodiniaceae.
AUGCACAGCAAGUUUCACCUGCAACGAGCAGAUCGAGUGUUUGCCGUCAAUCUUCUCCUUGAAAAGAAGUUUGGGAGCAGAGGUACCUACACCUUUGCCUCAAUGCUUGCCGGCAUACAUACUGCUCUAGGGCUCUUGUUCCUCCUCUUGACAUCUGCCUUCGCCCAGAACCUGGAGCCGAGCAACAGGACCAGUCCGGUUCGACUCGUUUCCGAUCUGGAGGGACAGAUUUUGAAUUUCACCAGCGAAGAGAAGCGGGGCGGAAGCGAUCCGUCCGCGUCGGUUUGUGGACCUUCUUUCUGUUUUGACAAGCAGACGGCGAACUGCUUCCAGAAGAUGCCAGCGAACGUCUGCAUGAAAGCUAUCUACAUGUGCGUCAAGUACAUCCUCGCAGGCGACAUGGAGCCCGAGGAGUUUUGCGGUAAGGAGAGAGCGAAUGGCAAUUCCGAUGCCAUCGAGGCCCUGGCUGCGCCUAAAACCGGGCGUGAGGAGAAGAACGACAGACACGCGUCGUCUCCGGAGAGGCUCGGGGCAGAGCCCACUGACUUGUGGCCCAGUGCUCUGUGGGGAGCUUUUCUUAUUUCGUUCCUGCUGCUGAUCGUGAUUCGGCACUUCAUUCAUGAACCGAAGAAGGAGAUCACUCCGCUCCGGAUGCCCCUCUUGAUCUGUGCCUGCACAGCCAUGGCAUACUCUGAGCCUGAGCUGGUUGGUUGUGAAGGGAACGGAACGGCACACGUGAAGAUGCCGGGAAAGAUGAGGCCAGACUUUCUCAUCCAGAAGCGGAUUCAGAAGGACAACCAGUUCGCUGUCGCAGCUGAUUAUGCGUCCAAGAUGGCCGCAAUCUCGCAGGUCACGCACUGGUUUGAGGGCAAACAGAAGUUCGAUUUUGCGGAGACGGAGAAGCGCAGUUCUGAGUUCAUCAAGCAGGAGAUGAACGCCUGCAGUGAGGAGCUGAAGAUUAGACGACGAACUCGGCUGAGAAACCUGUACGAGGCAGAAGCCAAGGCCUACGAAGCUGAAUUAGCUUCGUUGGGUUUGGCUGUCCAGUGCUUUGGUGUCGGAGUGUGGGAUACUGGAACAGUGUUGGAAGUGGAGAUUGGGCACGCGUGGUGCUUGAACGCGCCACGGCAUGGAGAUGCCAUGCAUCUACCCUCUUGGUUCAAGAUAGGAUUGCUGUAUUUGGGUAAGGGCUUUCUCUUGGGGGCCAUGCCCACGUGCUUUGGUGGAGAGUGCGAGGCCCUGGUCGCAGUCAAAGAUGGCAGAGUCAUCCAGAAGGCGAAUGUCGUGACUUUUGUUGUUGUCAUUUUCAUGUCCCUUUUUCUCGGUAUUGUUACUGUCACUAUGAUUCUGACGGUGAUGAUUGUGAUCAUGAUUGCGAGACAGUUUCUGACGAUGACCAUGACAAUGCUCAUGGAAAGGAUGCACUGCGAUAAACUGCGGGAGGCCCAGGCGCUGGCAGCCCCUGGCCUCUGCGGCGCAGUGGCGGCCGGUCGCCAGCGUCGCCGGCUCCGGGCGCUGCCCUUCGGCAUCUCUGUGGUGGGCACGGGCUCUGCAGCUCCUGACACUGUCGUCUCCAAUGACGAUCUAGCGGAGAUCGUGGAGACCAGCGACGAAUGGAUCUCACAGCGCACAGGGAUCAGGAGAAGACAUGUCCUCGCUCCCGACGAGUCGCUAGCGUCGCUGUCUGCCAAAGCUGCAACCAGAGCUCUGGAAGCUGCAAAGAUGUCCGCUGAAGAUAUCGAGCUGGUGAUCCACGCUACCUCCACACCGGACGAUCUCUUCGGAACCGGCCCCAAGGUGGCGUCGAUGCUUGGCGCAGACAAGGCCGUAGCCUUCGAUUUGACGGCAGCCUGUUCAGGCUUCGUCUUCGCCUUAACAACCGCAGCGCAGUAUGUGCGCUCGGGUGCUUACAAAUCCGCAGUUGUCAUUGGUGCGGAUUGCUUAUCUCGCUGGGUCGACUGGUCCGACCGCAACACCUGCGUCCUCUUUGGCGACGGUGCUGGCGCAGUUGUGAUCACCGCGACAGACGUGGAAAAGGAUGCAUUGAUUGGUUUUCAUAUGGGCAGCGAUGGCAACGGAUCUUGCCACCUCGGCUUGUUGGCCGAGACCGAUGGCGUGUCCUUAGGAAGCGGCAAGGAAGGCGGCACCGGAACAUACCAGAAAGUUGGCAUGAAUGGCAAAGAAGUUUUUCGCUUCGCGACCAGCAGGGCUCCAGAGACACUUUCCCGACUCAUGGAAAAGCACAACAUCAGUGGCGAAGAGGUCGACUGGCUGCUCCUGCACCAGGCAAAUCGCCGGAUCAUGGAUUCGGCAGCGCGCAGGCUGAAGUUGCCCAAGGAGAAGAUCCUCUGUAACUUGGAUGAGUACGGCAACACCUCGGCUGCCUCCAUCCCGCUUGCCCUGGACGAGGACGGGAAUCGGCGGGAUUGGGGGCCCACUUGGGGCUUGCGCUUGGGGAUGGGCAGGCCCCUGACGCCCUGA